Coregonus sp. 'balchen' is the source of this 34781-nucleotide messenger RNA. NCBI's taxonomy places the organism in Eukaryota, Metazoa, Chordata, Actinopteri, Salmoniformes, Salmonidae. The record is from the annotation of a GenBank genome assembly.
AUGGUGGACCCGGCGGAGUGCACCAUCAAAGUGAUGUGCCGUUUUAGGCCAUUGAACAAGUCAGAGGUGGAGAGAGGGGAUAAAUACAUACCGAAGUUUACAGGCGAGGAUCAAGUGUCUAUCUCGGUAAGUUGGCGUUCAAACAUUGGCCUACGAAAACAGUCCCCCGGCCUUUGUAAUGCUAGCUAGGCUAACGUUAACUAGCUAAGCUUAGCACUAACUAACUAGCUAACGUUAGCUUGCAAAGCUACACCAGCCAAGGGCAAGGGACACUUUAUUGUUUUCUCCUUCUCAUAAUAGCGUUAGCUAGCUAUAUUGAUUUAUUACUAUCACGUUCAAAUAGCUACCAUUUCGCAUGAAUCUCGAAUCGAUUCACAACACAUGACGCCCGCAACACCCUUGCGUGUCAGCUAACUUUAGCCAGCUAACGUUAACUCAGCUAGCUAUCUACUGUUUUGCUGUCUAAAUUGAACUAGCAGCUAACCAGUUAACUAAUGUAAUACACGUCCACGGCCUACUUUUAUUAAUUGACGUGAGCUUAAAGAAGUCUAACUAGUUUGGGAGGGGAUGGCCGAACAACUGAUUUUGCUAUCAAUCCUGUAUCUUAACUCAGCCCUAUUUUCGAAGUUGGCUAGUUAGCUAGUUAUGAUCGCACAAAUGUGGCUAGGUAGCUAACUAUCAGUCCCUUGUGCGGUAUUGAAAUAGUAGCUAGUUACUAACGUUAGCUACCUAGGGAUAGCCACGUCGCAGAUACUAUCGCCUCAUUGACAGCUGUCCUUUUUUGGGCGUAUUGAAUGGGGAAUUGUUUAACUAACUAGGCCCGACAAUAACUUACUGCAAAUUAAUUUUUCCAUAACUGACUUCAGAGAUGGUGGUAUAGAGCCGGGGCUUUGUUCUGGAAAACCAUUUUGGGUGUAAUACUAGGAUAGAAAACUUGGAGUCAGGUGAUCUCACCUGCUCAGUACACUACCCCACCCCUUCAUUGGCCUUGUAAAAAAGAUAAAUGACAGCGAUCAUAACUGCUGGGACAAACUUUAUGGACUUCCAAGUUACAAGAAUUUACCACAAUAAAACCCCAAACAGGUCCCUCAAUUCUGUAGCCUAAUGAUGUUCCUUUUGUAAAUGAUAAACCGUUUUUGAACAAUUCCCAAAGAGAUGUGGGUGAAUGGAGUUGGAAAACUGGAGGAAAAAGUCCCUACACAGUACCAACAAAGGUGUCAACUGUACUUUAGAAGCCAAGGGUGUGGCAUCUGGUCAUGGUGACUGGAUACAUGUCUGUUAUGUCAUGUGGUUAGGAGGAAAACUCUUGGCCCCAAGCAUAACAUAUGAUCCACAGCAGCUUCACUUUUUCUUUGAGAGAUAAAUUGUCGGCCUUCUUCAUACUAAACUAAGAAAUGAUGAACAUUUUCCUUGUCUCUCUCCUAUCUCUCUGGAAGUGGAAACUAUGUGUCCCAAUGACACCCUAUUCCCUAUAUAGUGCACUACUUGUGACCAGGGCCAUACCCUAUAUAGUGCACUAUAUAGAGAAUAGGGUGCCGGGCGCAAUUCAUGUGUCCCUCAACAUUCCUCCCUAUGAGAGAGACUUAUGUUGUCAUUGGCACAUUCUAUUUUACAGUGUAACUGGGAACAGUUGGAUGGAUGGAUGAGGGGUGUGGCGUUUUUAUGGGGGAGGGAUAUCAUGUCAUUUGAGUGGGCAGUGAGUACUGGAAACAUUUCUUUGUCCAGAUUUGUCUUUUAAUAGAAGCUCACUAUGCUUAGUUCACUUCCUAGUACACCCACCCAGACCUCAGGGCAUGAGGCCCAAAUGGCGCACUAUUCCCUAUGAUGUGCACUACUUUUGACCGGGGCUCUGGUCAAAAGUAGGGUUAGACCCACUAGUAGCAUUAGCGAGGGUGGAAAUCCCUGGGAAGGAUACAUCAUUUGUUGGUGUUGGCCAGUCUCUGCUUUUGCGUUCAUUUGAAUAACGUUGGCCUCUUUAACCUUUGGUGAGAUGUCCAGCUACUGCCUAAUCCCAUUGGCAACCCUAGUGUUACCCAUGGCAACAGACUACCCAAAUACUGUACAUCAGACAUGGCCCAUAGACUGACCCAGAUGUGCUGGAAGAUUGUGGCGUGUGUGUGUGUGGGGGGCUUGCCUAAAACCUGGCAUUCCACCUGUUUCUACCAGUCAGCAUCAUGCUCAUUCUAGUUCAACAACCCUUACUCUUCUCCGCUAGGAGCAAUGGACUGUGCUUUUCAGAGAAGCAGGUACACAGAGACAAAUUGGCCAGUUUAUAGUCCAGUAAUGGAGGACAACAGAGAGACUGUGGUAUAGUAUUAGGUCCACAGUCUAAGAGGUUGGUUGGCUGCAGGCACUGGCAGGGUUCAAAACAGUGGAAUAGGCUGUGUCACAAAUGGCACCGUAUUCCCUACAUAGUGCACUACUUAUGACCAGAGCCAGAGGGAUAGGGUGCCAUUUGGGACGCUGACAUAUAAAAGCCUGAGUCAGUCUGAUGAUGAAGUCAUUUCCUUUAUGGGUCGUUCCAUGUCAUUUCAGCAAGCCAUGACACCCACCAUAUCAGAUUGUUCUGAAAUCAUUUCUGUAGUUAGAAAUGGAUAAGAUUAGCAUUCCUGCAACAUUGUUUUGUUGAACUAUAAUUUGAUCUCUGAGAAAUUAAGCUACUUGAUUGCACCCAAAUUGGCCAUUUCUAAUUCAUAGGAUUCAUAUAAUAUUACCUAACAGCCGAUUUGGACCAUCCUACAUCCUGAUAGUUCCAGGUUCUGAGCACUAUAUGGUGCUGUUCCUGCUAAUAGGUGCUCUUUUUUUUAAAGAAUCUCCCACCCUCAAUGUUAAAGGCAGUUAAAUGACAUUUGUUUCCUUAACCUCUAAGCAGUUUAUGGACAAGGUAUGACAGCAACCCAGGCUUUGGUUUUGUUUACCUGGCCACUGUUUCACAAAUUAAAAAUGUGGUUUCUAUAUUAGCAUUUUCGUGCUUCAUAUCCAAAUCCUCUAUAAGUAUCAUCAUUGAGUUACACAAUACAUAUUUAGAUAGUUUAGGAUAAUUUGGACAUGAAGCGUCAAAAUGCUAAUAUAGAUACCAUUGACUUGCAUUGGAUUUUUGCCAGAAAUGCUACCAAGUUAGCAUUUGAAACAAAACCAAAGCAUGGAUUGCUGUCAUACCUUGUCCAUAGACUGCUUACAGGGUAAGCAAACCAACAUGUAAUUUGGGUGAACUAUCCUUUUAACAUGGGGAGGGGGACUUAAAAAAAUUACCUCACCAUCUAGUGGUCAGAACCUGGUAAUAUCAUGAUGUUGGAUGAGACAUAAACCAAACAACUUCAAUUACCGAUUUCUCUGAGCAGAUAAAAACAAAAAAAUACAAAUACAAAUUCUCUGGGAAUACAUUACUGGGAAUGCAUACAAGCGGCGGUGGUGGAAAAAGUACCCAAUUGUCAUACUUUACUAAAAGUAAAGAUACCUUAAUAGAAAAUGACUCAAGUAAAAGUGAGUCACCCAGUAAAAUACUACUUGAGUAAAAGUCAAAGUAUUUGGUUUUAAAUAUACUUAAUUAUCAAAAGUAAAUGUAAUUGCAAAAAUAUACUUUAUUAUCAAAAGGAAAAGUAUAAAUAUUUUCCAAUUGCUUAUAUUAAACAAACCAGACAACACAAUUGUCUUGUUUUUUAAAUUUAUGGAUAGCCAGGGGCACACUACAACACGCAGACAUAAUUUUCAAACAAAGCACUUGUCUUUAGUGAGUCUGCCAGACAGAGGCAGUGAGAUUACCAUAAGUGCACUCUUCAUAAGUGCGUGAAUUGGACCAUUUUCCUGUCCUGCGAAGCAUUCAAAAUGUAACGAGUGCUUUUGGGUGUCAGGGAAAAUGUAUGGAGUAAAAAGUACAUUGUUUUCUUUAGAAAUGUAGUGAAGUAAAAGUUGUCCAAAAAUAUUAAUAGUAAAGUACAGAUACCCCAAAAACUACUUAUAUAGUAGAUAUAAAGUAUUUUUACUGAAAUAUUUUACACCAUUGCCGAGCCGCAGCUCCAUACUACUUGUCAGACAGAGAACUGAUACUAUAUACUCGUUGGGGUGGGAUUGACGUGGGGUGUGGAAGGUCCCGUAGGUACUAUAUUUAUUUAAUAUUAUCUGAAUCCUAUAAAUGGAAAUGGCCAAUUUGGGUGCAAUCAAUUAGCUUAAUUUCUCAGAUCAAAUUUUAUUUAAACAAAGUAAUGUUGCAGGAAUGCUAGUCUUAUCUGUUUCUAAGAACGGAAACUAUUUCAGAACAAUCUGAGACGGUGGGUGUCAAUCCUUUUUGAGGUGUUACGACCCUUUAUGAGAAUGGGCCUGGCGUUCUAUCUACUGUUUGGUGCCAGCCCAGUAGGAUCAAGUGAGCGUCCCAAAUGGCAUCCUAUUCCUUAUGUAGUGCACUAUGGGCCCUGGUCAAAGUAGUACACUACAUAGGGAAUAGGGUGCCAUUUGGGAGACCACCAAGGCUUCCUAAUAGAAUGGCGGAACCCAUCACUACUACCAUAUAAGCCUAGUCCUUGGCUGCCAUUUUGUCUGUGCUCACAGGCACAUAAUCAGAGUGAUCAUUCAGAAUGAGAACACCCCACAUUAGUGACAGCAGAAGCAUAGAUAAGGAGGACUAUUUUGGAAGUGCUCAGUAAUGGACAGUCCACAGCAGCACAACAAAGGCUGUGUCCCGAUUCUCCACCCUUCUCCAGAAGUGUGCCUUUGCACACUUUCCGUCAUGGAUUUAAAAGCAUUGGAUUGGUUAAAGCAUUGGCUGGGGGCAGUUUCCACCAUUGUUAGUCCAUGUGAGAAAGUGUACAAGUGCACACUUCGGGAAAAGGGGGAGAAUCAGGAUGCAGACAAAGAUUAAGAUCGAGGUAGUCAGACUAUUGCCAGGGUUGUAGAUGCAGGAACUGUAGUGAAUCAUUUAGACCUCUACUCCCAGCCUGGUCUCAUAGACUAGACGUAACAUAGUAAAUGUAAAUCCGGGACACUCAAAUUAGGAUGAUAUGUUAUGUUUGGUAUGGUUACAUAAGACAGAAGGUUACUUAAGGCAAAAACCAAAGUAGGGUGGCUGGUCGGGGUGGGCGUAUAAUGUGAAUGUCUAGCAACCCAAAGGUUGCGUGUUCGAUCUCAUCACAGACAAUUUUUUGCUACUUUGCAACUACUUGCUACUUUUGAGCUACUUUGCAACUAUUUAGCAGGUUAGCUAACCCUUCUCCUAACCUUGACCCUUUAAGCUAACCAAUUAACAUAACUCCUAACAUUAACCCCUAACACCUAAAGCUAGCUAACGUUAGCAUUAGCCACCUAGCCAAUGUUAGCAACAACAAAUUGGAAUUUGUAACAUAUCAUACAGUUUGCAAAUUCGUAACAUUGUACGUUUUGCAAAUUCGUAACAUAUUGUACGAAUUGCAAUUCCUAACAUAUUGUACAAAUUGUAAUUCCUAACAUACAGUGGGGAAAAUAAGUAUUUAGUCAGCCACCAAUUGUGCAAGUUCUCCCACUUAAAAAGAUGAGAGGCCUGUAAUUUUCAUCAUAGGUACACGUCAACUAUGACAGACAAAAUGAGAAAAAAAAAUCCAGAAAAUCACAUUGUAGGAUUUUUAAUGAAUGUAUUUGCAAAUUAUGGUGGAAAAUAAGUAUUUGGUCAAUAACAAAAGUUUCUCAAUACUUUGUUAUAUACCCUUUGUUGGCAAUGACACAGGUCAAACGUUUUCUGUAAGUCUUCACAAGGUUUUCACACACUGUUGCUGGUAUUUUGGCCCAUUCCUCCAUGCAGAUCUCCUCUAGAGCAGUGAUGUUUUGGGGCUGUCGCUGGGCAACACGGACUUUCAACUCCCUCCAAAGAUUUUCUAUGGGGUUGAGAUCUGGAGAUUGGCUAGGCCACUCCAGGACCUUGAAAUGCUUCUUACGAAGCCACUCCUUCGUUGCCCGGGCAGUGUGUUUGGGAUCAUUGUCAUGCUGAAAGACCCAGCCACGUUUCAUCUUCAAUGCCCUUGCUGAUGGAAGGAGGUUUUCACUCAAAAUCUCACGAUACAUGGCCCCAUUCAUUCUUUCCUUUACACGGAUCAGUCAUCCUGGUCCCUUUGCAGAAAAACAGCCCCAAAGCAUGAUGUUUCCACCCCCAUGCUUCACAGUAGGUAUGGUGUUCUUUGGAUGCAACUCAGCAUUCUUUGUCCUCCAAACACGACGAGUUGAGUUUUUACCAAAAAGUUAAAUUUUGGUUUCAUAUGACAUUCUCCCAAUCCUCUUCUGGAUCAUCCAAAUGCACUCUAGCAAACUUCAGACGGGCCUGGACAUGUACUGGCUUAAGCAGGGGGACACGUCUGGCACUGCAGGAUUUGAGUCCCUGGCGGCGUAGUGUGUUACUGAUGGUAGGCUUUGUUACUUUGGUCCCAGCUCUCUGCAGGUCAUUCACUAGGUCCCCCCGUGUGGUUCUGGGAUUUUUGCUCACCGUUCUUGUGAUCAUUUUGACCCCACGGGGUGAGAUCUUGCGUGGAGCCCCAGAUCGAGGGAGAUUAUCAGUGGUCUUGUAUGUCUUCCAUUUCCUAAUAAUUGCUCCCACAGUUGAUUUCUUCAAACCAAGCUGCUUACCUAUUGCAGAUUCAGUCUUCCCAGCCUGGUGCAGGUCUACAAUUUUGUUUCUGGUGUCCUUUGACAGCUCUUUGGUCUUGGCCAUAGUGGAGUUUGGAGUGUGACUGUUUGAGGUUGUGGACAGGUGUCUUUUAUACUGAUAACAAGUUCAAACAGGUGCCAUUAAUACAGGUAAUGAGUGGAGGACAGAGGAGCCCCUUAAAGAAGAAGUUACAGGUCUGUGAGAGCCAGAAAUGUUGCUUGUUUGUAGGUGACCAAAUACUAAUUUUCCACCAUAAUUUUCCAAUAAAUUCAUUAAAAAUCCUACAAUGUGAUUUUCUGGAUUUUUUUUCCUCAAUUUGUCUGUCAUAGUUGACGUGUACCUAUGAUGAAAAUGACAGGCCUCUCUCAUCUUUUUAAUUGGCAGAACUUGCACAAUUGGUGGCUGACUAAAUACUUUUUUUCCCCACUGUAUAAUAUGAGAUUAAUUAAUACGUACCAUACGAAACGUAACAUAUCAUAUUAAAUGGAGUGUCUCGGAUUUACUUAAAGAAUAAUAUGAAAUGCUCUGAGACCACGUUGUUACUCUAACACCAUCAAAUCAUAGCACUUUUUUUUUUGUCACGUGCCGAAUACAACAGGUGUAGACCUUACCAUGAAAUGCUUACUUACAAGCCCUUAACCAACAAUGCAGUUCAAGAAAGAGUUAAGAAAAUAUUUACUAAAUAAACUAAGGUUAAAAAAAAAAAGUAUCACAAUAAAAUGACAAUAACGAGGCUACAUACAGGGGGUUCCGGUACCGAGUCAAUGUGCGGGGGUACAGGUUAGUCGAGGUAAUUUCUACAUGUAGGUGUCUAUGCAUAGAUAAUAAACAGCGAGUAGCAGCAGUGUAAAAACAAAAAGGGGGGGGUGUCAAUGUAAAUAGUCCGGGUGGCCAUUUGAUUAAUUGUCCAGCAGUCUUAUUGCUUGGGGGUAGAAGCUGUUAAGGAGCCUUUUGGUCCUCGACUUGGCGCUCUGGUACCGCUUGUCGUGCGGUAGCAGAGAGAACAGUCUAUGACUUAGGUGACUAGAGUCUUCAACAUUUUUUUGGGCCUUCCUCUGACACUGCCGAUUAUAUAGGUCCUGGAUGGCAGGAAGCUUGGCCCCAGUGAUGUACUGGGCCGAACGCACUACCCUCUGUAGCGCCUUACGGUCGGAUGCCGAGCAGUUGCCAUACCAGGCGGUGAUAUAACCGGUCAGGAUGCUCUUGAUGGUGCAGCUGUAGAACUUUUUGAGGAUCUGGGGACCCAUGCCAAAUCUUUUCAGUCGCCCUGAUGGGGGAAAAAGUGUUGUCGAAUGUCAGCAGCACAAAACUUUCCACCAAAAUAACCUUACAAGUCGCUUUCAUUCAUGCUGCCAGAUAGCCUAUGAAAAUAAUGUUACCCACAAGGACAGCUUCUGUAGGUUUUGAUUCCCAGACUGUGUUUUAGCUACUGCGCUGUAGUUUAUGUAUUUCAUUUUAUUUCCCCAACUUUUUAAUGACUUUCUUUUGACCAGGGAAAGUAGACAUUUUCUCAUACAGUGUAUAGGCUAACUCAACAAAAACAAUAGUUCACAACAAAGGGAACAUAGGCCUAUACAAUGAUAGAGCGAACGCUGUAUCAUCCUAAAGAACUCCCUCUAAUGUAAGCUGUAGGGAUUGAUAUUGGCUGCUGCUGUCAGAGGAAUAGCCUGAAGUGCCCUGCUGAUCUGUUGUCAGUAAAUAAAGCCUUUGCAUCUUCCAGAGACACAGAGGGAGGAUGUAGAUUUUUCCGAGCUGUCUCUGGCCCUUAGUCACACUGAGAAGGGAAGGGAAAGGCCAGGGCUACAUCCCAAACGGCACAUUAUUCCCUAUACAGUGCGCUACUUUAGACCAGUUCCCAUCAAGUGCACUAUAUAAGGAAUAGGGUGCCAUUUGGGACGCAUCCUUGGUCUAGUGUGCAAUGGAUCUCUUUACAAUACAGCCCAUUAGUGGACACAAAUUAAUUAUGAAAGGCUGUGUUUGGACUGAGUUGGUCUAGUGGUGAAUACCGUAUACUGUAGUGUUUCUCAUUGACCUGCUGGACGGCUAAUGUCAUCUCUUGUGCCUGUUUUGAAUACCUGUCUACCGGUAUUUCAAUUGUUUGUUGAUUUGUUAAUUAUAGAAUAAUGGUAAUUGGUCAAGUAUUAAAAUGGAGUGUCUAAUAUAUAGGCCUGGCUAGUAGGUUAGGCUAUAUCAGUCGGCCUAUGCUACCACAGAAAAUAGGCCUCAUGUCAACAUUAGAACAAGUGACAGUAAUUGUUUCUGUUUGAAUAUUUUCCCCUAUCACUUUUCUUGUCGUUCUUGUAACAAGAUACUCUAGGUAUCCUUUGUUGCUGAUUCACUUUUACCUAUUGUCUUACAGGGUAAACCGUUCAUGUUUGACCGAGUGUUCGGGUCCAAUACGACACAGGAGCAGAUGUACAAAGCCUCUGCUCAAAUGAUUGUUAAAGGUAAGGAAGGAUGGAUGCAGCGAGCCCAGGUAACUAGCUCUGGUGCUAUACCAGCAGUGGAAACCUUUUGGCAGUUUAAAGUCAUGGUUUAAUAAGUUCUCCAUGUCUUUUCCUCUAUACACAGAUGUGCUUGAUGGCUACAAUGGGACUAUAUUUGCCUUUGGGCAGACAUCGUCUGGAAAAACGCACACCAUGGAGGUGAGAGAGGCCUAUACAAUACAUCCUUCUUAAUGCGUUUGGUCAAAUGCUUUCAACCAGCGUUGGGGUCAAUUCCAUUUCAAUUCAGUCAAUGCAGGAAGGAAACUGAAAUUCCAAUUCCAAAUUUUUCUCAUAAAAAGGCAUUAAGUAAUAUUGGAAUUUAAGUUUACUUCUGGAAUUGACGGAAUUGAAAUUGAAUUGACUCCAACCCUGCUUUCAACUCUUGUUCUAUGGUUGACGGGAACCUGUCUCUGUCCUGUAAAGGGUAGCCUCCAUGACCCGGAUGGUAUGGGGAUCAUCCCCAGAAUAGUCCAGGACAUCUUCAACUACAUCUACUCCAUGGACGAGAACCUGGAGUUCCAUAUCAAGGUAUGGAGCACUUCAACCACACAGCUGGCCUCAAGUGCUUCUGUUGCGAAUUGGAAAAACUUAUGACAGAGUAUAUUCUGUCCGUCCGUCCGUCCCUCACUGGGCGCUGACUAGCUAGUUAUUCCACAUCGGCUACAUAAUCUUAAUAAAAAACACAGCACAGCAGGAUUGUUUCUAAUCAGAGGUAUCUCUGUUGCAGGUUUCAUAUUUUGAGAUUUACCUGGACAGGAUCAAGGACCUACUGGAUGGUAUGUACUGUAUGCUGCGGCACAGCAGGCAUCCUCAUUUGACCAUUCUGGAGAUAUACAGUGCCUUCAGGAAGUAUUCAUACCCCUUGACUUAUUCCACAUUUUGUUGUGUUACAGCCUGAAUUCUAAAUUUGGAUUUGAAAUACUGAAAUGUAUUCACACCCUUAAGUCAAUACUUUGUAGAAGCACCUUUGGUGGCUAUUACAGCUUUGAGUCGUCUUGGGUAUGUCUGUAUCGGCUUUGCACAUCUGGAUUUGGGGAUUUUCUCAAGCUCUGUUAAGAUAGAGGGGAAGCGGUGGUGAACAGCAAUCUUCAAGUCUUUCCACAGAUUUUCAAUGGGAUUCAAGUCUGGGCUUUGGCUGGGCCACUCAAGGACUUUCACAUUUUUGUUCUGAAGCUGUUUCAGCAUUGCUUUGGCUGUAUGCCUGGGGUCAUUGUCCUCUUGGAAUGUAAAUCUUCACCCCCAGUCUAAGGUCGUUUGCAUUACAUUUUACAUUACAUUUACGUCAUUUAGCAGACGCUCUUAUCCAGAGCGACUUACAAAUUGGUGCAUUCACCCUAUAGCCAGUGGGAUAACCACUUUACAAUGUUUAUUUUUAUUAUAUUUUUCUUUUUUUUGGGGGGGGGGGGGAUAGAAGGAUUACUUUAUCCUAUCCCAGGUAUUCCUUAAAGAGGUGGGGUUUCAAAUGUCUCCGGAAGGUGGUGAGUGACUCCGCUGUCCUGGCGUCGUGAGGGAGCUUGUUCCACCAUUGGGGUGCCAGAGCAGCGAACAGUUUUGACUGUGCUGAGCGGGAACUAUGCUUCCGCAGAGGAAGGGGAGCCAGCAGGCCAGAGGUGGAUGAACGCAGUGCCCUCGUUUGGGUGUAGGGACUGAUCAGAGCCUGAAGGUACGGAGGUGCCGUUCCCCUCACGGCUCCAUAGGCAAGCACCAUGGUCUUGUAACAGAUGCGAGCUUCAACUGGAAGCCAGUGGAGUGUGCGGAGGAGCGGGAUGACGUGAGAGAACUUGGGAAGGUUGAACACCAGACGGGCUGCGGCAUUCUGGAUGAGUUGUAGGGGUUUAAUGGCACAGGCAGGGAGCCCAGCCAACAGCGAGUUGCAGUAAUCCAGACGGGAGAUGACAAGUGCCUGGAUUAGGACCUGUGCCGCUUCCUGUGUAAGGCAGGGUCGUACUCUCCGAAUGUUGUAGAGCAUGAACCUGCAGGAUCGGGUCACCGCCUUGAUGUUAGCGGAGAACGACAGGGUGUUGUCCAGGGUCACGCCAAGGCUCUUCGCACUCUGGGAGGAGGACACAACGGAGUUGUCAACCGUGAUGGCGAGAUCAUGGAACGGACAGUCCUUCCCCGGGAGGAAGAGCAGCUCCGUCUUGCCAAGGUUCAGCUUGAGGUGGUGAUCCGUCAUCCAUACUGAUGUCUGCCAGACAUGCAGAGAUGCGAUUCGCCACCUGGUUAUCAGAAGGGGGAAAGGAGAAGAUUAGUUGUGUAUCAUCAGCGUAGCAAUGAUAGGAGAGGCCAUGUGAGGAUAUGACAGAGCCAAGUGACUUGGUGUAUAGCGAGAAUAGGAGAGGGCCUAGAACUGAGCCCUGGGGGACACCAGUGGUGAGAGCACGUGGUGCGGAGACAGCUUCUCGCCACGCCACUUGGUAGGAGCGACCGGUCAGGUAGGACGCAAUCCAAGAGUGAGCCGCGCCGGAGAUGCCCAGCUCGGAGAGGGUGGAGAGGAGGAUCUGAUGGUUCACAGUAUCAAAGGUAGCAGACAGGUCUAGAAGGACAAGAGCAGAGGAGAGAGAGUUAGCUUUAGCAGUGCGGAGAGCCUCUGUGACACAGAGAAGAGCAGUCUCAGUUGAAUGACCAGUCCUGAAACCUGACUGGUUUGGAUCAAGAAGGUCAUUCUGAGAGAGAUAGCAAGAGAGUUGGCUAAAGACGGCACGCUCAAUAGUUUUGGAAAGAAAAGAAAGAAGGGAUACUGGUCUGUAGUUGUUGACAUCAGAGGGAUCGAGUGUUGGUUUUUUGAGAAGGGGUGCAACUCUCGCUCUCUUGAAGACGGAAGGGACAUAGCCAGCGGUCAGGGAUGAGUUGAUCAGCGAGGAGAGGUAGGGGAGAAGGUCACCGGAGAUGGUCUGGAGAAGAGAGGAGGGGAUGGGGUCAAGCGGGCAGGUUGUUGGGCGGCCUGCAGUCACAAGUCGCAAGAUUUUCUCUGGAGAGAGAGGGGAGAAAGAAGUCAAAGCAUAGGGUAGGGCAGUGUGAGCAGGACCAGCAGUGUCAUUAGACUUAACAAACGAGGAUCGGAUGUCGUCAACCUUCUUUUCAAAGUGGUUGACAAAGUCAUCCACAGAGAGGGAGGAGGGGGGGGGGAUUCAGCAGGGAGGAGAAUGUGGCAAAGAGCUUCCUAGGGUUAGAGGCAGAUGCUUGGAAUUUAGAGUGGUAGAAAGUGGCCUUAGCAGCAGAAACAGAUGAAGAAAAUGUAGAGAGGAGGGAGUGAAAAGAUGCCAGGUCGGCAGGGAGUCUAGUUUUCUUCCAUUUCCGCUCAGCUGCCCGGAGCUCUGUUCUGUGAGCUCGCAAUGAGUCAUCAAGCCACGGAGCUGGAGGGGAGGACCGAGCCGGCCGGGAGGAUAGGGGACACAGAGAGUCAAAGGAUGCAGAAAGGGAGGAGAGGAGGGUUGAGGAGGCAGAAUCAGGAGAUUGGAGGGAGAAGGAUUGAGCAGAGGGAAGAGAUUAUAGGAUGGAAGAGGAGAGAGUAGUGGGAGAGAGAGAGCGAAGGUUGCGGCGGCGCAUUACCAUCUGUGUAGGGGCAGAGUGAGUAGUGUUGGAGGAGAGCGAGAGAGAAAAGGAUACAAAGUAGUGGUCUGAGACAUGGAGGGGAGUUGCAGUGAGAUUAGUAGAAGAGCAGCAUCUAGUGAAGAUGAGGUCAAGCGUAUUGCCUGCCUUGUGAGUAGGGGGGGACGGUGAGAGGGUGAGGUCAAAAGAGGAGAGGAGAGGAGUGGAAAGAAGGAGGCAGAGAGAAAUGAGUCAAAUGUAGACGUAGGGAGGUUGAAAUCCCCCAAAACUGUGAGGGGUGAGCCAUCCUCAGGAAAGGAGCUUAUCAAGGCGUCAAGCUCAUUGAUGAACUCUCCAAGGGAACCUGGAGGGCGAUAGAUGACAAGGAUAUUAAGCUUAAAUGGGCUAGUGACUGUGACAGCAUGGAAUUCAAAUGAUGAGAUAGACAGAUGGGUUAGGGGAAAAAUUGAGAAUGUCCACUUGGGAGAGAUGAGGAUUCCUGUGCCACCACCCCUCUGACCAGAUGCUCUCGGGGUAUGCGAGAACACAUGGUCAGACGAGGAGAGAGCAGUAGGAGUAGCAGUGUUUUCAGUGGUAAUCCAUGUUUCCGUCAGCGCCAGGAAGUCGAGGGACUGGAGGGUAGCAUAGGCUGGGAUGAAGUCAGCCUUGUUGGCAGCAGAACGGCAGUUCCAGAGGCUGCCUGAGACCUGGAACUCCAGGUGUGUGGUGCGUGCAGGGACCACCAGGUUAGAGAGGCAGCAGCCACGCGGUGUGAGGCGUUUGUGUAGCCUGUGCGGAGAGGAGAGAACAGGGAUAGGCAGAGGCAAAGUUGACAGGCUGUAGCAAAUGGCUACAAUAAUGCAGAGGAGAUCGGAAUGAAAUGAACUAAACAUCAGGGAAAGGAGAGAGCGGGCCUCCCUCACCACAACUCCCAAAUAUAACUCUCCCAACUUCCACCUCAGAGACUAUAAUUGUUUCACUGAAACACCCGAAUAAAACUCUCCCAACAUCCACUUUAGAAAUUAGAAUUGUUGUAAACUACAGCGGUUCAAUGUUUCAAGGAAUAGAUUCAACUUACUUUAUUCAGCUAGCUAACUAUGACGCCAUAGCUAACUAGCAUGCUAGCAUCCAAUAACACACGGUUUAGCACCAAUACUUGGUUACAACAAACUACCAAUAGUGUGUUAACACACUAAACAGAUCAUUCGUGUCCGUGUCUAGUUCCUUUCAUAACGCAGCAAGAAUUAAACGUUGGCUAGCUAGCACAACGAUAUUGUAUUUAGCUGCUACAGUACUGCUACAGUACUGCUAGCUGGUAGUGUUGGCUAGCUAGCAAUGGCUGCUGUGUUGACUUUGUUUGAAAAACGGCGUCGCUGCGAACGAAUGUAGCUGGCUAAAAGGAUAUUGUAUUUAGUUGCCACAGUACUGCUAACCGGUAGCUGGUAGUGUUGGCUAGCUAGCAAUGGCUGCGGUGUUGACUUUGUUUGAAAAACGGCGUCGCUGCGAACGAAUGUAGCUGGCUAGCUAACCUCGAUAGUUACUCUAUACUACACCUUUAUCUUUGAUACAAAUACAACUAUGUAGCUAGCCAACAUUACACUAAUCAAAUCGUUCCAUUGUAAUGUAAUGUGUCAUAUUACCUGCGGAGCGAAGUACAGCAUGACUACUCACCUCGCCUCACCUCGCCCAAAUCUGCAUUCUGAAGCAGGUUCCCAUUAGGGAUUUGCCUGUUUUUGGCUCCGUUCAUUGUUCGCUUUAUCCUUACCAGUCACCCCGUCCCUGCCGCUGAAAAGCAUCCCCAUAGCAUGCUGCUGCCAUCACCAUGCUUCACGGUAGGAAUGGUGUUAGACGGGUGAUGAGCUGUGCCUGGUUUUCUCAUUCAGGCCAAAUAUAAUUGUUUUUGUCUCAUCAGACCACAGAAUCCUUUGCCUUAUGCUCUGUCUUUCACAUGCCUUUUUGCAAACUCCAGGCUUGCUGUUGUGCCUUUUUCUCAGGAGUGGCUUCCGUCUGGCCACUCUCCCAUAAAGCCCAGAUUGGUGAAGUGCUGUAGAGACUGUUGUCCUUCUGGCAGGUUCUCCCGGCUCAGCCAAGGAACUCUGUAGUUCUGUCAGAGUGGUCAUUGGGUUCUUGGUCAUCUCCCUGACCAAAGUCCUUCUUGCCCUUUUGCACAGUUUGGUUGGAUGGCCAGCUCUAGGCAGAAUAUGGGUAGUUCCAUAUUUUUUCAAUUUACCAAUGAUGGAGACUUUCGAACUUUAAACACUGUAGAAAUUGUUUUAUACCUUUCCUCAGAUAUAUGCCUCAUCAAAAUUCUAUCUCGGAGAUCUACGGACAGUUCCUUGGACUUCAUGGUAUAGUUUUUCUGCUCUGACAUGCACUGUCAACUGUGGGACCUUAUAUAGACGGGUGUGUUUCUUUCUAAAUCAUGUCCAAACAAUUGAAUUGGCCACAGGUGGACUCCAAUCAAAUUGUAGUGAUAUCUCAAGGAAGAUCAAAGGAAAUUGGAUGCACCUGAGCUAGGGCUGUGGCGGUCAUGACAUGUCAGCCGGUUAUUGUCAUGCAAAAGACUGCCGAUCUCACGGUAAUUGACCGUUCAUUAACAUACAUUUACAUUUACGUCAUUUAGCAGACGCUCUUAUCCAGAGCGACUUACAAAUUGGUGCAUUCACCUUAUAGCCAGUGGGAUAACCACUUUACAAAAAAAAUGUGGGUGGGGUAAGGGGGGGGUUAGAAGGAUUACUUUAUCCUAUCCCAGGUGUUCCUUAAAGAGGUGGGGUUUCAAAUGUCUCCGGGAGGAGGUGAGUGACUCCGCUGUCCUGGCGUCGUGAGGGAGCUUGUUCCACCAUUGGGGUGCCAGGGCAGCGAACAGUUUUGACUGGGCUGAGCGGGAACUGUGCUUCAGCAGAGGUAGGGGAGCCAGCAGGCCAGAGGUGGAUGAACGCAAUGCCCUCGUUUGGGUGUAGGGACUGAUCAGAGCCUGAAAGUACGGAGGUGCCGUUCCCCUCACAGCUCCGUAGGCAAGCACCAUGGUCUUGUAGCAGAUGUGAGCUUCAACUGGAAGCCAGUGUAGUGUGCAGAGGAGCGGGGUGACGUGAGAGAACUUGGGAAGGUUGAACACCAGACGGGCUGCGGCAUUCUGGAUGAGUUGUAGGGGUUUAAUGGCACAGGCAGGGAGCCCAGCCAACAGCGAGUUGCAGUAAUCCAGACGGGAGAUGACAAAUGCCUGGAUUAGGACCUGUGCCGCUUCCUGUGUAAGGCAGGGUCGUACUCUCCAAAUGUUGUAGAGCAUGAACUUACAGGAUCGGGUCACCGCCUUGAUGUUAGCGGAGAACGACAGGGUGUUGUCCAGGGUCACGCCAAGGCUCUUCACACUCUGGGAGGAGGACACAACGGAGUUGUCAACCGUGAUGGCGAGAUCAUGGAACGGGCAGUCCUUCCCCGGGAGGAAGAGCAGCUCCGUCUUGCCAAGGUUCAGCUUGAGGUGGUGAUCCGUCAUCCAUACUGAUAUGUCUGCCAGACAUGCAGAGAUGCGAUUCGCCACUUGGUUAUCAGAAGGGGGAAAGGAGAAGAUUAGUUGUGUGUCGUCUGCGUAGCAAUGAUAGGAGAGGCCAUGUGAGGAUAUGACAGAGCCAAGUGACUUGGUGUAUAGUGAGAAUAGGAGAGGGCCUAGAACUGAGCCUUGGGGGACACCAGUGGUGAGAGCACGUGGUGCAGAGACAGCUUCUCGCCACGCCACUUGGUAGGAGCGACCGGUCAGGUAGGACGCAAUCCAAGAGUGAGCCGCGCAGGAGAUGCCCAGCUCGGAGAGGGUGGAGAGGAGGAUCUGAUGGUUCACAGUAUCAACGGCAGCAGACAGGUCUAGAAGGACAAGAGCAGAGGAGAGAGUUAGCUUUAGCAGUGCGGAGAGCCUCCGUGACACAGAGAAGAGCAGUCUCAGUUGAAUGACCAGUCUUGAAACCUGACUGGUUUGGAUCAAGAAGGUCAUUCUGAGAGAGAUAGCAAGAGAGUUGGCUAAAGACGGCACGCUCAAUAGUUUUGGAGAGAAAAGAAAGAAGGGAUACUGGUUUGUAGUUGUUGACAUCAGAGGGAUCUAGUGUUGGUUUUUUGAGAAGGGGUGCAACUCUCGCUCUCUUGAAGACGGAAGGGACAUAGCCAGCGGUCAAGGAUGAGUUGAUCAGCGAGGUGAGGUAAGGGAGAAGGUCACCGGAGAUGGUCUGGAGAAGAGAGGAGGGGAUAGGGUCAAGCGGGCAGGUUGUUGGGCGGCCGGCCGUCACAAGUCGCAAGAUUUUAUCUGGAGAGAGAGGGGAGAAAGAAGUCAAAGCAUAGGGUAGGGCAGUGUGAGCAGGACCAGCAGUGUCAUUUGACUUAACAAACGAGGAUCGGAUGUCGUCAACAUUCUUUUCAAAAUGGUUGACGAAGUCAUCCACAGAGAGGGAGGAGGGGGGCGGAGGGGGAGGAGGAUUCAGCAGGGAGGAGAAGGUGGCAAAGAGCUUCCUAGGGUUAGAGGCAGAUGCUUGGAAUUUACAUCUCCGGGCCUCCACGCAAUCAAGCUGCAUGCAAGCCGCUGAUGCGCACCUUUUAACAUCAUCAUUUAAAAAAAAAAAGUAUAAUAAAUCCAUUUCAUAUACACAAUCACAGUAAACCCAUUCUUUAUUUUAGUCAGGUCUAAAGAAACAAUAUGAUAUGAAGAAAAUGUAUUUCAGUUGAAGAGAAUGAGUUGGCUACUGUAUGUUAUCUGGCUAUGCUCCAUGCCAUAGUCUGUAGGCUUGUUCAUUUAGCUGACCAGAUGUGCCAUUAUUUAAUAUUAUAUGAUUUUAUAGUGAGAAGAAUAUAAUUGAACUUAGCUGAAUAAAAUAGAAAGGAUAUUUCUCCCAUUCCGGAGACAGUGCGCACAUGAAGUGUAAAUGUGAUCAUUUGAAACAGGUCCUAUAUGUUAGAUUUUAGAGUUAUUUGGCAACUUCAGUUGUGAAUGAUACAAACCUUAGAAUGUUUUAGAAAUCAAAACGUAUAUGGGCAGCAUGAUGCGACUAUAGGCUGUUGAUGAUUUGAGAAAGCCGCUCUGUUCCUUGCCUGAGGCUGCACAGCUGUUCUCUGAGCAAGUGAUUAUAUUUUCACCCAUCAUACUAUUCUCAAUUACAUUUUCUUUACUAAUAUCUAAAAUUAGUUUAGAUUUAGAAUGGCCCAUAAUCAAAUGUGCAGGGCAGGGGGGAAAAAGACACGUCAUCUGGAUGCACUCGAAUAGCGAAUGGAGGCUGCACGCUUUCCCACUGUAAAUCUGUUAUUUCACUCCACACAUCAACCACUGUUUGAGGAGCUGCGCGACAGGUGAUAUUCCGCCCAAAAUCUGUAUGGCACUUAUCUACUUCCCCAGAGCCAGAUGAACCUGUGGAUACCAUUUUUAUGUCUCUGUGUCCAAUAUGGAGGAAGUUAGAGGUAGUUUCGCAAGCCAAUGGUAACUAGCAUUAGCACAAUAAUGGAAGUUUAUGCUAGCAGAUACCCAUAGACUUCCAGUCAUUGCGCUAGUGCUAGUUAGCAUUUGCGCUGGCGCUAGUUAGCAACUUCCUUCAAACUGCACGCAGAGACAUAAAAAUGGUAUCCAUGAGUUCAUUGGACUCUGCGGAAGUAGAUAAAGGGCCUCCGACACCAAAAUCCCAAAGUAUCCCUUUAAAUGCAGAGCUUGCCUGGUGAUGAUUCCUUGUUACUAUGGUGAUCAACAACCUGUAAUAACUGCAAUAAUAAAAUAACCUUGGUUUUGUUUUUUUCCUCUGCAGUAACAAAGAACAACCUGUCUGUACAUGAGGAUAAGAACAGGGUGCCCUAUGUCAAGGUGAGGCACAGGUUUAUUUAUGGUCAAGUGAACCAAACAUCUAUUAUGGUACCAUAGAUUAGAUAGAUAGAUUGAUUGAUGAACGUUUGGUCAGGGGGAUGAAUCGAUAGAAGACAGAUCAGUAGAUGUAGAUAAUGAUGGAUUGCCUAUAGAUCAAUAGGGAGAAUGGUUGUGGGUCACAUGGCACGCAAUUCCCUUUGUAGUGCACUACUUUUGAUAUAUGGGCGCUAGUCAAAUGUAGUGCACUAUAGGGAAUAGGGUGCUAUUUCGGAUGCAUCCUCUGUGUUGGUUGGAGAAAGUUAAAGAGCUUACAAUACCGAUCUAACUUCCUGAUUGUCCCAGACUUUAAUGCCAAUGUUAUCAAAAAAUGUAUUCAUAAUCGCCUCUUUGUCUAUGAACGUCUACCAUGUCAAAUGAAAAGUGGUUCCUUGGUUCUUUGUGUGUCCCCCAGGGGUGUACCGAGCGCUUUGUGUGCAGCCCCGAUGAGGUCAUGGAUACUAUUGACGAGGGCAAAUCCAACCGGCACGUUGCCGUCACAAGUGAGUCAGUCCAACACUGGGUCUGUUUCAGUCCCUCCUGCUUCUCAUGGGUUCAUCCUCAUCCUCACAGGCUGGCCUCACAGGAUCUCCUGAUCAACCAAGACAAUCUCACACAGCAGUCCCAGGCUACGUCCUAAAUGGCACCCUAUUCCCUUGAUAGGGACUACUUUUGACCAGGGCCCAUAGGGGAAUAGGGUACCAUUUGGGAUGCAAAUAUAGGGAAUAGGAUGCAAUUACACAUCAUUACAUAAUUAGGACCAGGAGUUUUUCUGACCAGGAACCAGGAAAAACUAUAGACCCAAGUUAUGCUACAGUAAAAGUUUUCUCAAGACAGAGAAAUUUAAACAUUUGCUGAGCGGUCCAACUGAAAGUGAAACAUUACGACACUGAUGCUAGUUAUCAAAGAUGUUCUUGAUGUUGACAUUUUUUAAUGAAUAAAUGUUGCUUAAUUCAUAAUGGCCAUCAAGAUCUCUGUUUCUGUUGGCAUUAGAUGUAUUAUGUGUUAACGCUCGUGUCUGUUCCAGACAUGAACGAGCACAGCUCCAGAAGUCACAGCAUCUUCCAGAUCAACGUGAAGCAGGAGAACACUGCUACAGAGCAGAAACUCAGCGGCAAGCUCUACCUCGUCGAUUUGGCCGGGAGUGAAAAAGUAUGUCUCCGUCUUUUUAUUUUUCUCUCUGUGCCUUCCUUCCUGUGUCCCGGUCAUUCACCCUUUUUCAGAAGUAUUUUUUGCAUGGAUUUUACAAUGGCGGUAACACACUCCAGCCAGUGCUUACGCCAAUCCUAUGCUUUUAAAUGCAUGACGGUGAGAUUGCAUGGUCACACUUCUGGAAAAUGGGUGGGAAUAUCAGGACGUAGCUUAAGCCAGGGAUCAUCAACUAUAUUCCGCCACAGGGUGUUUUUUUCUUUUUUCUUGAGUGGAUGUUCAGGGUGCCGGAACAUAAUUACAAAUAAUUUGUAGACUACAAAUUGACAGCAAGAAACCCAAACAGAUAUAAUACCUGACUAAAACAUAAUCAUUUCAAACCUUGCUUACAUUUGUAUACAAUCAUAUACAGUAUAUCUCUCUAUUAUGCGUGGGAAUAUAACUUUUUUUUAACUUGUGGGGCCAAAUAAAAACGCCCGCGGGCUUCCAGUUGGGGAACCCUGGCAUAAGCCUUUCUUUCUUUCUGUCUACUUCUCCUCCGUUUCCUCCCUUUCCCUUCUCCGUCUUAGUGUUUAAGUUCAUCACAUUCACUUCUGCACAAUGCCUGCUUUCUCCUACUGGCACUGUACUGUAGAUAUAGCCUAACACGCUGCUAUUGAUUUGAACAUUAACAAAUUAACAAACUAGCCUACCACAUCGAAGGCCAUGGAUUAGCAUCCUGUCCAGGGGGUGUGCUUGUACCUCAAGCUGCCUCACGCUACAGAAACGGGUGAUAGGCUUCUGCCCUAUAGGCUGUUCUGGCUCGGACAAGGCUACUUACUUGUACCACCACAUCUUGGAUCGCCUCGAGUCUUUAGCACAUCUGUUGUUACUCAUUACUCACACGACAACAGCAGUAAUCGGUGUAUUAUUAAUCUGAUGAUAAUCCACAGGAUGGCAUUAAGAUCAAGCAAAGCCAUUAACAUGCUUUGUGGCCCUCUUUCAUAAUCCGUUUUUGUUACAUCAAUGUUUGUUGUGGUCUCCUGUAUCUUCUUUGUUAAGACUUUAGUGUGUUUUGGCAGCAUUAUCUACCUUAAUCAGGUAUGGGCUGUGUACCAAAAUGGCACUGUAUCCCCUACAUAGUGCACAUGGCACCCUCAGUUUUUCCCCUAGGAUUUUUUUCAGCAGCGGCGGUAAAGGUACCGCAGGGUACCUUUUUAGUAGAAGGACUGUGAGAAGGUCACUUCUGGUGACUUUUUAACAGGACAUUCUACUCAAAUGCAUGAAAAUGUAAUUAUGUUGACACCAUCUGAAAUAUAAGUGAUGGGCGCCGCUGCACUAUAGGGAGAUGAGGAGCAAGCGGUGGCUGUACGCUCGUGGCCCUUAUUUGCGCCACUGCUCGCUCAUUUUGCAACAAAUAUACGUUUUAACUUGUCACUCUGACCUUAAAGGAAUAGUGUGAGAUUUUGGCAAUCAAGCUGUUUUUUUUCUGCUUUCCCAGAGUCAGAUGAACUCAUGGUAACCAUUUAUUUGGGGUGGCAGGUAGCGUUGGGCCAGUAAAGGUCACUGGUUCGAAUCCCCGAGCCAACUAGUUGAAACAUCUGUCUGUGCCCUUGAGCAAGGCACUUAUCCCUAAUUAGUCCUGUAAGUCGCUCUGGAUAAUCGCUCAGAAUCAAGCACUAAAAGCACAUCUGGCAGAAAUAAUUAAAGGGGCAGUGCAGUUAAACCUGAUAUACUUUUUUUAAUGAUAUUUCCACACAGGUCAAAAUAACACUGAAAUUGUGAAAAUGAUAAUGCCCUUUUUGUGUAAGAGCUGUUUGAAAAAAAAUACUGGAAUUUCAGCUUGUUCAGGUGGAAUCAAACUUUUUGUCCCACAUCAUGACGUCACAAUGUGAUCUGAUUAUAAUAGACCAAUGACUGUUCAUCUUGGUAAGGGGGUGGGCUCUACACAUCCUAUCAGCCAAUCAGGGCUGUGUAUGUAAAUAUCUUCAAACUUGUUCAAACGCCCACACGAUCAGACUGAGCAUUUGAAGGGCCAAAGGAGGCUCAGGGAAAUAAAUGAUCAAAUAUAUUUUAGAUUUAUUUUCAUUAAAUAAAAAGUGAUUUAUUAGACAUACAGUGAUUUAAACAUACAAUUACGAUGACUGCAUGGGGGAUAUUUGUUUUGUGUGUGGUGGCAACGAUUUAGCAGUGGCGGGCACUGCUGCUAAAUGAAUAUAGGGGAAACACUGGCACUCUUUUCCCUAUAUAGUGUACUACUUUUUACAACAGUAGUGCACUAAAUCGGGAAUAGGGUGCCAUUUAGGAUGCAGUCAUGUUUAUCUUAGAAUUUUCAGAUCUAAUGUGAUCUCAAGUGAUAUGAUCUGGUACUAGUGUUGUCAUGAGAGCAUGUGUGGUUUAUUGUGAUCUCCUAAAAUUGUGUGUGUGUGUGUGUGUAGGUGGGUAAAACUGGAGCGGAAGGUGCGGUGCUGGAAGAAGCUAAAAACAUCAACAAGUCUCUGUCUGCACUGGGCAACGUCAUCUCUGCUCUGGCUGAAGGCUCGGUGAGAUGACAGUAACACUCCACUCUGCUCCCUUGGUGCUGGGGAGAAUGAUUGUGUCCCGAAUGGCACCCCUAUCCCUUAUGUAGUGUACUUUUGAAAAGUAGUGCAGUAUGUAGGGAAUAGGUGCCAUUUGGGACUCAGAUGUCAACAAACAGCUGUUCUAGCAAUAGGGGAGGAGAUGGGGUACAUAUUGGAAAAAUACAUAUUUUUCUAACGAGGACAUUUUGGAAUUAUGGGGGGGGGGAUAUGGUAAAUAUGCAUGUCAAGCACAAAAGCACCAUACACAUCUUACCAUAAGUCAAAGAUGCGGCAAACGCUUAUAAAAUGUACGUUUUCAGUGAGUUGGCUAGAUUGCACACACAGAUCUGGGACCAGGCUUUCAUUUAUUACCCUCCAGGACAAAGUGAUUAGUGUUGUAGAUUGACUGUGAAGCUCAUGUCCCUCUCCCCUCCUCUCUUCAGACCUAUGUCCCAUACAGAGACAGUAAGAUGACCCGUAUCCUGCAGGACUCUCUGGGUGGUAACUGUAGGACCACCAUGGUCAUCUGUGCCUCGCCCUCCGCCUACAAUGAGGCUGAGACCAAGUCCACACUGAUGUUCGGACAGAGGUACGCUCUCAGCGCCUGGACUGUAUAUUAGUGGUUCUCAACCUUUUUUGGUUACUGUACCCCCAAUAACAUUUUAAUCUGCCCAAAGUACCCCCUCUAUACAACUGAUCAUUAGGUCUAUGUUCUUCGGUCAUGGCUAGAAGGGAUCCAGCUUUUGUCAAAUUAACGUCAGAUUUGACUUUUCGUAGCAGGUUAGGUGAACUUAUGCUGCAGGUUAGGAUAAUUAAUGAGCGAAUUAAUGAGUUGCCCUUCGUGCCCGCUCCCAUACCCUAUAAUUCUGUAUCUCUUUGUGACUAAUUUGUAUACAGGAAGACCAGAAAAGCCACAUCCCUGAUUGGCAGAUGGGUGGCAACCCUGAUUAGAAGCACCUGCUGCUCAUCUGUUCUUGAGACAUGCUGUUUUGAAUUAAAUAAAAUUGUACCUACACACUGAAGGCUGUAAAGCCGAAACGUCUGUGUACGCUAUCGCUGAUGCAGUAAAAAAGUUUAAAACAUUGACUAAUGAAGUAAGCUUUGUGCGACAUCUUUUUGAGUGCGAACCCAUUACACCUCUUUGUUUAGGAUAAUUAAUGUAGCAGGUUAGGAGAAUUAGGUUAGUGUUAGCUAAAAUGCAAAAAAGAAUUGACUUUUGCUGUUAAUUUGGCAAAAGCUGGAUACCAUCUAGCCAUGACCAUGUUCUUCUGAGUCUUCCCAAGUACCCUGGUGUGGAUCGGCCAGGUACCCCCAUUUCUACUAUUAACUCUGAGUUGAGAAACAAUGCUGUAAAUGACCCAGAACCAACAGUGGCCCCCUGUAGCUCAGUUGGUAGAGCAUGGCGCUUGCAACGCCAGGGUUGUGGGUUCGUUUCCCACGGGGGGGCCAGUAUGAAAAAUGUAUGCACUCACUAACUGUAAGUCGCUCUGGAUAAGAGCGUCUGCUAAAUGACUAAAAUGUAAAUGUAAAAAUGUGUUAAAGUCAGUCAGUGGACGGAAGUGUUAUAAAUGUCAAUUGAAUGAAGGUACCACAGAAUUAAAUAGAACGGGUGAAUUAUUGGUUCUCUAUGCUUAGUAUGUUAGCCAUGGCUGUGAUAGCAUAAAUGUACUGCAGUGAAGUCUGUAUGCUUUAUGAGUGGUCGGAAGUGGUUGCCUUGCCAAACACACUCCCACUCUGAAAGGUAACCGUUGUUGCUGUAACUUUUGUUGCUGUUGUUGUGUUACCUCAGAGCAAAGACCAUUAAGAACACAGUGUGUCUGAAUGUGGAGCUGACGGCAGAACAGUGGAAGAAGAAGUAUGAAAGAGAAAAGGUGAAGAACACGACCCUGAGGAGCACCGUCACCUGGCUGGAGAACGAACUCAACCGCUGGAGAAACGGUGAGAGAGAAAAUACGUAAUUAUUCAGUUGGUGUUCUAGGAUAAUUGAUUAUAUCAUGAAUAACGCUCGUGUCCUAUUUUAGGAUUAAACAGGGUCGCGGAAACCGCGUUUAGAGUAAACCGUUUCCGUUGCAAAAUAGUUUGUGACGGUGUGCACUAAUAAAUACGACCCAGAAAAGUGUUGUGUAGAUACCACAGAAGCUGACUUUCUUCUCUAACCAGGGCCUAAAAUGAACUUUUAUGUCCACCAGCCACUGUGGCAGGUAGAUGAAAAAAUCUGAUUUUUUUUUAACAGCCAAAAUAUUUGUUUGCCAUAAUUACAUUUAAAAAUAAACUAAACGGAUGAUCAUGUUUUGUAAUGUUUCUAAAACAAGACAAGUAAUGUGGUAUAUUGUUCAAUUUUAUAAAAAUGUUUGUGAUCUAAGUCUCUUUAACAAAAUGUUCAGAUGUCCCUUUAAGGGCGGGAGGUUACUGUGGUAACAGGGCCACUUGAGUCGUGUCAUCUGUGACUGUGAGAUUUAGGAUCUGACUAGGGCGUCUCUUCGCUACCAGUUGAAGCAGCACAAUCAAACUAACGUUGAAAAACAACCAUACUUGUGAACAAAACGAUGUAAAUAGCCAAGAAACAUGAGGACAAAGUCUCACUUUGUAGACUUUAUAGUAAAUUAGACCAACUUUUAUGCCUGUGCACAGCACCUCCAAAAAUGAAUCUAUCAGCACUUCACUCAGAGCGCACAGCUCUCCCGCCAGGCAGUGUUGCUGCCUGAGGUGGGAUGUAGGAUUCAUAUUUCUUUGUGCGAUUAGCAGCUUUGAAACAAAACAGCAGAAAUACUUUGAAAAAGGCUACUGCAGCAUUUUUCUACAAUGGAUAGCAACUCGCACGUGCUCAUACUUAACUUUUGACUAUUUUUAUUUGCGAAUGUAAUGCUCGCAUUGUAGAGCACUGCAAAUUGACCACCCGCCAACGUGUCUGGUAAAAUAGACAUUCUUACCAAUGCCUAAAUCUACCCACAUUUGGCGGGUGUUAAUUUUAUGCCCUGUCUCUAACCCUGUCUGCCUGUGUCCUUGUCUCCCUCCCUCAAUCCCCCCCUCCAUCCUUGCCCCUCCUUCCUUCCCCUCCCUCCCUCCCUUCCCCUCCCUCCCUCCCUCCCCUCCCUCCCUCCACUCCCCUCCCUCCAUCCCUUCCCCUCCCCUCCCUCCAUCCCUUCCACUCCCCUCCCUCCAUCCCUUCCACCCCUCCACCAUCCCUGCCACCCCACCCCUCCCUCCCUCAUCCCUCUGUGCUGCCUCCUGUAGGUGAGAGUGUGCCGGUGGAGGAGCAAUUUGACAAGGAGAAGGCUAAUGCUGAGGUCCAAGCUCUAGACAACGUGGUGAACAAUGAGAAGAUGGCCCCCUCGCCCAGCAUCCCAGGGGUUAAACUGACCGAUGCAGAGAAGGAGAAGUGUGAGGCUGAGCUGUCUAAACUCUACAAGCAGCUGGAUGAUAAGGUAAGGGAGCAGAGCUUAACACUGCAACUCCCUAGAUUCUAUCUAGACAGUGACGUUGUACACACUGAGGUGCCACAGAGAUUUCCAUGAGGUAGUCAUUUAAAAUAUUAUGUUUUAUUGAGGAUUUUGGUUUCCCUUGACAACAACACUUUGGUCUCAACAACACCCUUACCAUCUCUCUCUCUCUCGCUCUCUCCCUCCUCUCUCUCUCUCUCUCUCUCUUGCUCUCUCUCCCUCCUCUCUCUCUCUCUCCAUCAGGAUGAUGAGAUCAACCAGCAGAGCCAGCUGGCAGAGAAACUGAAGCAGCAGAUGCUGGACCAGGAGGAGGUGAGCCCCCCCUACUGCCACAUACAGACCCCUGCCGUGCCUCUACUGCCCCCUUGCCGGGCCAUUCUGUUAACUAGGCCAUCAGUCUGCCUGGACAGGCUCAUCAGGGCCAAGAGAGGGGGUCAGACUGUUAACCCAGACAAAGCCGGGUUAAAAAGGCACCUAUCAGCCUACUGCUAGAGCCUGGGGAGAAUCGGACAUCUAAAGCAUGAAACACCGAUAGGUACUUAUCACAGUGGGAGGCCCUUACUUCUCUUGCUAGAACAAAAGCGGUACCUGCUGCAUGCUGACCCGGUGGAGACGAACCUACCGUUUCUACUUGUCAGUUGCCAACAUCUUGACUUUGAGUCAAUCAGAGAGCACAAACCCCCAUGUGGGGGUGCUGACAAAAUAGGGGAUUUUCUCCGUACAUCCACGGAUGAGCUAGUCACACUAAAUAUGCAAUGUAGGCUAUGGAAUGGUAGCUAGCUAAGUGCACAGAUGCAAAGCACAAAACACUAAAUACUUCCUCCAAGCUCGCUAACCACUAGUAUUGACAUAAUUAAAUCACAAUGGAUUAGCUAGUUUCCAUGAAACAGCUGCCUGUGUUAGCUGCCGAGUUAGUGCAGUGUCCUUAGCUAGCUAGCUUUCUACAAAAUAGCAACAUUGGCGCAGAUAGCUUGGAAUCCAGACCAUAAGCGAUACGCACGGAUAAACAUUGCCAAACAACGCUAGUGCCAUCUUCUAGUUUGGAGUAUUUUAACAAGGCUGAGUGGCUGACGACUUCCAAGGUCUUUGUGGUGUGAACACAAAAGAGAUUGACUGCCGACACUCAAACACUUGACAAUCCUACAGUGUAUCUGAGCUUUAACACUGUCUCUGUCUCAACUCAGCCUUCAGUAGACUGGAUUUUAAUUACAGAUGAAUAUUCAGAAUGAGUAGGGACUUAUUAAUGGCUACCCCCAGCCCUGGGUUGUGUUCAGUAGGGCACAACGUAGCAUAAUGUUCUGCAACAAAGCAUACAUCUUCUUAUUAGACAAGAUCAGGUAAUACCUCCCACCUACCUGUUUCGAAACAUUUUCUCCCUACUGAACACAACCCUGUGUUCCUUCUCCAGCUGCUGUCCUCGUCACGUCGUGACCAUGACAACUUGCAGGUAGAGCUGAACCGUCUGCAGUCUGAGAACGAGGCGUCCAAGGAGGAGGUGAAGGAGGUGCUGCAGGCCCUGGAGGAGCUGGCUGUUAACUAUGACCAGAAGAGCCAGGAGGUGGAGGACAAGACCAAGGAGUUUGAGGCUCUCAGUGAGGAGCUCAACCAGAAAUCGGUUGGUUUUAUUUUCAGUUACGUGUUACACAAUGUUACAUGUUGGAAAUUUGAUAAAACUUUCAUUUAAAGAAGGAGAAAACAAAUUCCUUCACAAACUAAACUCACCUUGGUUGAUGACUAUGUGCCAACUAUUGCAGGUAGAACAUAAAUAGAUAUGGAGAAUAAUGAAUGACAAUAUGAUAUGAACUGAAUAUAUGAAAUUAUAUGAAUUUGACGUUUGUACCUGUAACACCCCAUACUCCCAUUAACUACAGCCACAUAGUCAAAAUGGAUUAUAUUGUAAAAAUUAAUGAAAACAAAAAAUCAGAAGAACAUUUUUGAAAUAGGUGGGGUUUAUGACUUUAUGGCUGUGGUAACUAGUGACAACCAGGCACAACUCUGAUAUAAAGUGUUUUUUGUCAAAGUUACCGGGAUGUCUUGUGUCCUACUUCUAUCAGUACACACAGCCUAAUCAUUACCAAACUGCUAUUCAAUUUUUUUCUUCAUCAAAUUCGACACUCAAUGACCUCCAUACAUCCAGCUACCUGCUGGAGAAAGAUUUUGGGCGUAGUUAUCCCUCUUGCUUCUUCCUCUUUGGUCAUUCACAAACUUAACUCACCUUGGUUGAUCACUAUGUGCCAACUAUCACAACCUAAGGGGGGGGGGAGUACUGCUGGUUUUCUUUGCUCCCUGAUUAAUUGAUUGUCACUGAUUUAGCUAGAGUGUACACAGCUAGUGUCUGAGGUCGGCUGUUGAAUCAUUAAGUCCCUGAUUUAGAAGAAAGUAACGAUACCCAGAAGUGUUUUGAAAUCAACCUGUACUGUUUGUCCUCCUCAGAGUAUCCUGGUGUCCAUUGACUCUGAGCUGCAGAAGCUGAAGGAGAUGACCAACCACCAGAAGAAGAGGGUCACUGAGAUGAUGUCAUCGCUGCUCAAAGACCUGGUAGAGAUCGGCAUCGCCGUGGGCAGCAACGACAUCAAGGUACGCAUCAUCAUUCAGUGCCACGCCAGCCAGUCAUGGAAGGGAAGCCUAGAAUUGGGAUACUUUUUGGGGAUUCCAGGGAAGAGGGGGAGCCUGUGUGGCUCUUAUAAGUAUCAUGUAACCUCAUCCCAAACCAUACGUAACCUCAUCUCAAACCAUACAUAACCUCAUCCCAAACAUACGUAACCUCCUCCUAAACUAUGCAUUAGUUACAUUGUCUGAUGCAUGUCUUUUGCACGGUGACAUUUGAGUCUAACAUUUGUGCCUUUACCUCGUCUCCUCCCCCUUUCCCCCCUCCCAGCAACACGAGGGCAGUGGUCUGAUAGACGAGGAGUUCACGGUGGCUCGUCUGUACAUCAGUAAGAUGAAGUCAGAGGUGAAGACCAUGGUGAAACGCAGCAAGCAGCUGGAGAGCACCCAGGCCGAGAGCAACCAGAAGAUGGACGAGAACGAGAAGGAGCUGGCCGCCUGUCAGCUACGCAUCUCCCAGGUAACCAACGUCACCUGGAACAAGAGGGCUCGGGAGAGGGUGUCACAGGGUGGCUGUCACUCAAAUUAAAAUCGAAUCACUUCUAUUUCAAUUCAGUGAAUGAAAAGCAAUGAGUAACAUUUGGAUAGGGAAUGGGGUUACAGUUUACCUCCUGAAUUCACUGAAUUGAAAUGAAAUCUACCCCAACCCUGGUUCCAUGUAUUGCUCCAUUUUCACUUUCUCUCUCUCCCCCUCAAGCACGAGGCUAAGAUCAAGUCCCUGACAGAGUACCUUCAGAACGUGGAGCAGAAGAAGAGACAGCUGGAGGAGAACGUAGACUCUCUGAAUGAGGAGCUGGUCAAGAUCAGCACUCAGGGUGACUACAACCGCUUUAAUUUAUAAUUUAUUCAUCCUUUAUUCAAAUAGGAAGACCUGUCCCCAAGAAGGCACAUCACACAUUCGUUAUUGAAAUGUGUAUUUUUAUAUAUUAUUUUUACAAACCCAUGGACACAUUUGGCUACAGGUUGACACCCAGCUUUUCAACAGCAGGGCUCGACAUUCAGGUACAUUUUCCAGUGGUACAUGGGUCAGUGCCAACUGAAAGCUACUGGCCCGAUAAUUAUUUUAAUAAUACCGGCCCGGGUCCAGAUCUGACUGGAAAGCGAAUGGUGUACAUCAUUUCAAUAGCAGGUGAUUUUAUCUUUCAUUUGUGGGCUGAGCAAGUAGGCUAUACAGGGUUCAUACAGACAUUGGUAAGUCAAAUUCAAGGACUUUCAAUACAUUUUUCAAGUACUUAAUUGUAAUUUUCAAGGACCUACAUUUUAUAUGUAAUUGUUGUAAUAGCCUAUAGAAAAAAAGUAUGCAUUACCACUUUAAGAAUAAUUAAUAUUUUUAUAGGCCUACCCAAUGGCAUUAUGCAUUGACGUUCACAUUAUUUAAACAUUCUAAAAUAUGUCAGAAUGUGGGCAAUGCCUGGCUAAAUAGACAGCAUGCUCCCGACACAAACACUCUAUGAAGCCUGUCCAUGUGGUAGCUAGUCAGUCUUGCCAUUUGAGAUGUUGAUGAGUUAUUGAGGGGUUAUUGUAUCAUGUUUUAAAAUGAGAAAGCGACCCCAAAAAACGUGUUCCCUUUGUAAUAGAACGCUUUGUAUGGAAAACCAAGUUGAAGCCAACAUUUGACGUCGUCUUGCUCAUAAUAACUGCAACAGGUUAGCGCAACACCCUUCAAUUGAAACGGCGGAAAACAAAUGAAAACGGCUACAUCUCGCCGUUUUGAGCCCUGAAAUGAAAUCACAGAAUAGUUAUACUGUACAAAAAUAUAAACGCAACAUUCAAUGGUUUUACUGAGUUACAGUUCAUUUAAGGAAAUCAGUCAAUUUAAAUACAUUCCUUAGGCCCUAAUCUAUGGUUUUCACAUAACUGGGCAGAGGCGCAGCCAUGGGUGGGCCAGGGAGAGCAUAGGCACACACACUGGGAAGCCAGGCCCAGCCAAUCAGAAUAAGUUUUUCCCCACAAAAGGGCUUUAUUACAGACCGAACUACUCCUCAAUUUCAUCAGCUGUCCAGGUGGCAGGUGAAAAAGCCGGAUGUGAAGGUCCUGGCGUGGUUACACAUGGUCUGCGUUUCUCUAAAACAAAGUUGGAGGCGGCUUAUGGUAGAGAAAUUAACAUUAAUUCUCUGGCAACAACUCUGGUGGACAUUCCUGCAGUCAGCAUGCCAAUUACAUGCUCCCUCAAAACAUGAGACAUCUGUGGCAUUGUGUUGUGACAAAACUGCACAUUUUAGAGGGGCCUUUUAUUGUCCCCAGCACAAGGUGCACCUGUGUAAUGAUCAUGCUGUUUAAUCAGCUUCUUGAUAUGCCACACUUGUCAGGUGGAUGGAUUAUCUUGGCAAAGGAGAAAUGCUCACUAACAGCGAUCUUAACAAAAUUGUGCACCAAAUUUGAGAGAAAUAUGCUUUUUGUGCGUAUGGAAAAUGUCUGAUCUUUUUAUUUCAGCUCAUGAAACAUGGGAUCAACACUUUACAUGUUGCGUUUAUAUUUUUAUUCAGUAUAUUUUGGAGCUGUAGAACUUCUAAAUCGGCUACCAUAACUUCAAUGUCUUUUCAAGGACCCAAAUAGCCUAGAGAAAAUGUCAGAUUUUUAAGGUAGGCUAUUCCAAGAUUCAACCAAUAUUUUUUACUUUUUAAAUACCUGGUUUGCAUACCCAUUCUUGCCUUAGUAUUUACUGGUAGAUAUCAUAACUUGGAACAUCUUUUGAAUCAAUUUUAUAUCUUAGAUUACAAAACAAAAAUCACUGGCCCGAGCGUGCCAAGGACUGGGAUGAUCGAUUGACCCGGAGGGUUUCCAAAACCUCCCCGGGCCAGCGGGCAGCCCUGUAUGUCGAGCCCUGAACAGUAUAGUGCUAUCUAGUGGUGAAAUGAUUGCUGACACACAUCUACUUUUCUCCCCUCACAGAGAAAGUCCAGGCUAUGGAGAAGGAGAAUGAGGUCCAAACUGCAACUGAAGUAAAGGUAAUGACCAACAGUGGAUUUCUCCUGACAGGCUAUUCUUUCCUCACUUGAUAACUGAUAAUUCCGAUUAUUCAAACUUUAUGUGUUGGUAAUCAGUUGUAUUUGUGUACAAGAUUCUCCAUGAUUGUAUGUUUUGAAUCCUGUAUGGGCCAAAUAUACUCAAUAUAUAUCUUUGUCAAAGGUUACUGCUAUGAAAGUCCCUUUAGAUAAGUGUCUGCUAAAAAUACUAUUAUUUUGUGUUGGUACUCAGUUUUCAUAUAUUUGUUGGUCACUAGUUGUAUAUGUGUCCGUUGAUCCUAGGAGGCGGUUGAGCAUCAGAUCCAGUCUCACCGUGAGGCCCAUCAGAAACAGAUCAGCAGCCUGAGAGACGAGCUGGACAACAAGGAGAAACUCAUCACUGAGCUCCAGGAGUAAGGGAACACACGCACAAUCAUUCCUUGAGGCUCAUCGGACACAAAAAUGACGUAUGGAACAACUGUUCUUUUGUAGUUAGUUGCCGUCUCUGUCUCACUACGUCUGGAUCUGUCUCUCUCCAGUCUGAACCAGGAGAUCAUGCUGGAACAGGAGCGUCUGAGGGUGGAGCACGAGAAGCUCAAGUCCACCGACCAGGAGAAGAGCCGCAAGCUGCACGAGCUCACGUACGUAAACACACAUCCAGUUGCCAUCGUACACACACAAUCGAUAUUCACACAAAAAGGUGUCCUUAGCUGAUUUGCCUGCAUAAAUAAGAAGAAAUACAUGACUAAUGUCUGCAGCCAUAUGAACAGCUGUGACGUGGCAAUGGGGAAUCACUGAUCUGGUUUUGUGUGUGUGUUACAGGGUGAUGCAGGACAGGAGAGAGCAGGCCAGACAAGACUUGAAGGGGCUGGAGGAGACUGUGGCUAAGGAGCUUCAGACGCUACACAACCUCAGAAAGCUGUUUGUUCAGGACCUGGCUACCAGAGUCAAGAAGGUAAAACGCACUGAGUUAGCUUUUUACAAGCCAGAGAUGCACCUUUCCCCCCCCUCAUUAUCAUUUUAGAAAGACCAAGAAGGAACCAUAUGAAUCAGUUACUUUAUCAGCCCUGUAAUGCACAACGUUCACAUAUUGCCAUUACAUUGCAAGAGCGACCGUACCAUCAUCACCUGGACCGGGACAGUGCGGGACACACAUCCUCGUUCAAAUCAAAUUUGAUGUUUCAUGUGCCGAAUACAACCGGUGUAGACUUUUCCGUUAAAUAAAACUGUUCCCUUAACCCUGGCCUGAAGCGCCCCACUUUAGUGUUACCCUGUUGAAUGUUUAAUGAACCUCCUCAGCAGACAAAAGAAGGAGGCAUUGGUAACUAGGUCAGCCUGUAGUUCUCUUCUUCAAAGGUAAAGAUUUAAAUAAGAUGCUGACUGUGUCCCAAAUGGCACCCUGUUCUCGUUAUAGUGGACUACUUUUGACCAGGGCUCAUAGGGUCCAAAGUAGUGCACUAUAUAGGGAAUAGGGUGCCGUUUAGGACGCAUCCGCUGUGCUGCUGUGAUUCAGAUCCUCAGUGACUAGUAUGAGGUUCUUCACCAACCCUCGGGCUCCAGGCUCUAGCUGGCUCACAUAGAUACGAUGGAGAGGAGAGAACGGGUGACCCUGGAUCACUGCAAUAAGUUAGAUUAAAAGUCUCUUAUCAGCUCUGAGUCACAAAUGUGAUAUUUGUGGUAUUUUAUAUUUGUUAUAAGCUUGUGGUACCACAAUUCCACCUUGAAAGUAUAUGGAUCAGUGAAAGGCACAAUGUGGUAUAUUAAUUUACUGCUUCCCAGUGAUCAUUUCAAACUCUUAGCUUGUGGCUUUAAUGGAGCCUUUCACAGAAAAUGGAGAAGCGUGUGUCUCAUAAAUGAUAAAUAAAUGGAGUGAUUGAUAAAUGUGCUAUAAAAGUAAAUGUUCUGUAAAAUGUAUGUUUUCUGCAGAGCGCUGAGAUGGACUCAGAUGAUACAGGGGGCAGUGCUGCUCAGAAACAGAAGAUCUCCUUUCUGGAGAACAACCUGGAACAGCUUACAAAGGUCCACAAACAGGUAAACAAACAAAGAAACACACACAAAUACAUCUGAUGUUAUGAGGUCUUCCAUGGCAGAGAAGUAUCCUGCUUUGAUGGAAUGGUAUGGUUCACUAAAGUCAGUAAGCAGGUACAGACCAUAGAAUUAGAAUGGUAUGGUUCACUAAAGUCAGUAAGCAGGUACAGACCAUAGAAUUAGAAUGGUAUGGUUCACUAAAGUCAGUAAGCAGGUACAGACCAUAGAAUUAGAAUGGUAUGGUUCACUAAAGUCAGUAAGCAGGUACAGACCAUAGAAUUAGAAUGGUAUGGUUCACUAAAGUCAGUAAGCAGGUACAGACCAUAGAAUUAGACUGAGUAGAAUGCACGUCCCCAUUCAUUUCAAUGACGCCAUAAUGGGUUCUAUGCCUGUUCAUUCCGUGGUACAGAUCAGAGCCCUUUAUUGUAAUGGAAGGCUCUGUUACAGACAUGCCAAAUUACUCCAAGAUACAGGUACUCUUCUGUCAACACAAAUGUUCUUCACACAUCAAAAAGAUACCAAGGACAACUGCAAUGUGACUGAAAGAAAGACCAAAUUAAUUAGUGUGAAACCUGUAUGAUUGGUCACAGUCUCUGUCUAUUCCUCCCUCCCCUCCUCUAGCUGGUGCGUGAUAAUGCAGACCUGCGCUGUGAGCUUCCUAAACUGGAGAAGCGCCUGCGUGCUACAGCUGAGCGAGUCAAGGCCCUGGAGUCGGCCCUGAAGGAGGCCAAAGAGAACGCCGCACGCGACCGCAAACGCUACCAGCAGGAGGUGGACCGCAUCAAAGAGGCCGUUAGGGCCAAGAACAUGGCCAGGAGGGGCCACUCUGCUCAGAUUGGUGAGGAGAGAGGACACACAUAGGCAUAAACACACACAUAUUCAUACACACGCAGUCAUUAAUAUUCACACACACACUGAUUUAAGAGUUGAAUGCUUGCUUUUUAUUCCGAAAGAUCUGUCCUCUGUUCUGCCUGACAUAAUGUUUUUGUCUAUAAUACUAUAAAUACAUUUACAUUACAUUUUGGUCUUUUCAGACGCUAAAUAGUGAUGCCAUUAGUGUUCCUUUGAUGGUAUGUAACCUGUGCUGUGCCUCUGUCCUCCCCAGCCAAACCCAUCCGGCCUGGCCAGCCCCCUGUGGCGUCCCCCACCCACCCCAACGUCAACCGGGCUGGGCUCUUCAACAACCAGCCCACCGCCAUCAGAGGAGGAGGGGCCAAGCAAUGAGGGAACAAGAAGUAAGUCGAGGCCUCUCAGAAGACUUUACUGAGCCAGUCUGAUGUUCGGUUGGGUAGAAAACGUUUUGAAGCCGGGAGGCACUACCUGAAUUUGUCCAAUAAGAACACAGAUACUCGUUUUCCGUGGCAUUAAUUACUACUGAACACGACCCUGUUUUAUAGACAAGCCAGAGAUGGCAGCAGAGCUCAAACAAGUCUUGCUUUACCUCCACUCAUUUUGUCUUCUUGCUCUCUUUUUCCUUCAGUUGCUGAAGAAGAUAAACAUAAUCACAGAAGAUGCAAAGAUCACCCACAGGAGCUGGCAUUCCACUACACAGAACUUGUCACGUGACAUGGGACGAUUCUUCCAGUAUCAA